CGGCGUGAAUGUGCCGGGCGUCCGUAAAGCCAAGCUACACGUUUAUAACAGCGGAAGAUUUCCAGCGACGGGGAAAGCAACGUGCAUCAUCUUCCCUGCUCUUGUAUGGAAUCCACCAGCCUAUCACUGCACCCUACGUAGUAGUUUGAAGUGAAGCUCAUCUUCAAUCAAGAUGUUAAUGAUGGUGCCCAGUGCUAGUUUAUAUGAUCAUUUCAAGAAGCGAAUUCUGGCUCAGCAGAGACUCCAAACCCAGUUGCAAGAAUGCAUCCGUAAAAAUGCAGCAAACACUCUUUCUAUGGCCAACAUGUUAAUGGGGCUGUCUUCUAUUCUUUGUAUUUUAAAAGGGCACCAUUAUUGCGCUAGUUGGUUGCUUCUGAUUGGUUAUCUACUUGAUCUUGCUGACGGAGCCGUAGCUAGACAGCUGAAUGCUUGUUCAUCCCUUGGGGCGAAGCUGGAUGACUUUGCUGAUUUUACCACUUUUGGCAUCGCCUCUUCAUUGCUUUUGCCAAUCCACAGUGUGCUGGAUGGACUGCUAGCAAUCUGUUACAUCAUGACCGUCUUCACACGCCUCUGCUUCUUCUCUAGUGGUAUUCCUUUCAUGUACCGAGGUCUUCCAUGUACUUAUGCUUCUGCAAUCUUGGCCUGCACCAACCUACUCAGCGGGGGUAACCUACAAAUUCUACAGCUCACUGCCAUUCUCAUGGUCCUCUUAAUGGUGGACAAGGGUUUAUACCCCCAUGACAAAAUUCUGGAAUCUCAGGGUUGGAAGAAGCUUGUAUAUGCAGGAGGCAUUGUGAUGAUACUCUACUCCUCGGUAACAUCAGCCUGUGUCUACUACCUUGUGUGGUCAGCUUCCUACAUUCUCUUUCCAGCUGCUCUGUGGAGCUACAAGAACUAAAGCCCAAGAAUGAAUAAGAAUGGAACAAGCAAAAAAUGACCCUUACAAAUGUAAUGGAGCGCAGUAAACCCAGUGGACUUUGCGAUCAAGCCAGCCUCUCAGGAUUUGUCCUCAAGCAGUAGCUAACUAGAGGCUAAUAUGAAUAAUUCAAGUAAAAAGGAAUAUAACUACAUACUGUACAUACACAAGAAGAACAUGUAAUGUACAUGGAAGCCCUCAGUCAUAAAACUAAAUGAUGGCUAUGAUGCUUUAGAUUACCAUCUCUGAUCUGCCAUCUCUUCCAUAAAGUCUUGUAUUCAAAUACUGUCAAGCAUUAUUAGAUGUCUGACAUCAUAUGGAGAAGGUCUAGUUACAAGCAUCAUCUAUCUCAUUCUUCUACACGGCCUAAAGGUGGCUCAUAUGCCAGUAGCGUUCUGACACAUUGAGGUGAGCAGAUAAGAGUGUUCCUACUUCAGGCUGAACGUUGUGAGUGUUUUCAGCUUUUCAAGAAAUAUAUCAAAGAGUUGUGUUUUACAAACUUGAAAAUUUUAUCGUCCGAACCUCUUCUGUGAAGAUUUUUCACCCUUUCACUGAAAAUACACAAAAAAAAAACUUGGACCAGGAAGGUGUAAAUGAGGGUCUAACUAGUAGAAAGGACAUUUUGCUCUUUUUAUUUUCAAUCAUGGUUUUAAUUUGUACCUCAGAGAAACAAACCAGAGACAAUCAUCCACUUAAAAAGUGAAUCAAAUCAAGUACCCUGUUGAUGAAAUUUAAUUUACAUAACAUUAUACAUUUUUAAAGCACUCGGUUAAUUGAUGGGCAACGUAGCACUUAGUGCUUCUGUGUCCCAGCUACAGAGUCCACGGUUUACAUGCUGAUCCACACCAUUUCAGGAGGUCUGUGUAUUCUCUGCAUGUCCACAUGAUUUGGCUUCUCUGACCUUUGCUCACAUUUCGAAGAAAUGACAGUUAGGCUGAAUGGGGACUCUUAACUGGUCCACUGUGAAGAAGUGUUGGUGUGAGAGAUCACUUUCUGUGCUGCCUGCAGUUGAUUUAGUGUCAAGAUUGCCUCACACCCACCUGCAACACUUUAUUACCAAGAGUAGUAUAUAUGUUUGGAAAAUAAAUUAAUAAAUGGAUAUGAGUAUUUCUAAGUUUGAGGAAGAAUAUCAAGUUUAAUUAAGCAAGGGUUGGAGUGCGAACAAACAUUUGACUUUCAUUAGGAAAUUGCUUAGAUGAAAAACCCAACUAGGGUUUCCAAGCAGGCCCAAGAUUGAAAAACACUGAUCCAGAAUGUUGCAAACAUGGGCUGCAUGAUGCAAACUCAUCCUGGAAUUUUUAGUCAUCAAAAAACCUUCAUAAUAAUCUGCAUUUAGCAGUAGAUCAUUGAGAAUUAGGGGUCCAAAUCUUUUCUUAUUUGUUUUUCUAUUACCACUGCAUGAUGGAGAUAACACGUUAUGUAACAAAUCUGUUUUUUCAUUUUGAAUUUGAUAUCAUAAGAUUACCUGAAAAUGAUCGAUCUUGGUGAAUAAUGAACGAAAUAACAAACCAUUGAGUUUUGCAAGUGUUUCUCGCAGCCCUUUGUUAUUUGACAUUUAAGUAACUUCUUUGUUGGGCUCAUCCCCAGCAUCCAUGUCACAAAAGCAGACUGUCGAUAACAGGAACAUCGAUUCCAUGUAUUUCAUUAGUCAAGUACAUGUUAUAUUGUCACACCAGACCUGCAAAUGUACAUAAAAAAAGUAAUAAAAAUCAGUUAAAACAUACAGAAAAGCACACAAUAAAUUAAAAUGUCAACUAAAAUGUAACCUAUUAGUCAAAAAUCUAUAAAUGGGCUCAAAAAUGUGACGUGGCUUCCUUGCAAAAAAGAACAAGGAUGAGCAGCGAUAGGCAACAUUUUACAAAAGAGGAUUUAUAACAACUUAUGAAGAAUUUGGGAAAAAUUAAAGAAAUGUUAUUUUCCAAAGCUGAAGGACUUGUCCAGGUACCAGAAUUACAAAUACCACUAGAGAUCUCAGAUUCAACACAAGUAGAGUGAAGAACGUUAGCUGACUCUUUCGGUUUAUCUAAUAAAGGCAGCCAAAUUUUUCUCUCUGUGUUGCAUGGCGUGAAUUGUUCACACUCCCCAUUCUUCUCAUUUUCUUCACUGGCUUCUGUUUUUCUUUCUUCCAUCAGGACUGUCCCUAACUUUUCUUCUGAUUCUCUAUGAUCUCCAGUAGAAAAAUGGAAAAAAUUAGUUUACUCUUUAUUAGGUACACCCAUCUGCUAGUGUUGCACCUCCUUUGGACGUGGAUCCUGCAAGAUGCUGGAUGCUAAAUGGUCUACCUUCAGGGAAAUGAUUGUGUUAUGCAGUUGCUGCAAACAGGUUUGCUGUGAACAGCCUUUUAGACCUAAUCGCAAACAUACAAGGGGGUACCCAAAAAUAACCAGAAUCUGUACCUGCCACGCAAUCUCAACUUAGUUGCGAAUUUCACCACUAGGUGUAGCAUACUUACAAUAUUCUGUGGCAGUCAGCCAAGUGGUGUUGCUCUGUUUUGUUCGUACGCCAUUCCGUGUCGGUUUUUCUUGGUACUUAUUAAACGUGUUCUGUGAUUUUUGUGAUAGGUGAUCAUAACGAACAACAAGUUUGCGUUAAAGGGAAAAUAUCUGCUGAAACUGUAGUGAUGCUUACAACUGUUUUUAAAGAGGACACUUUAAGUAAAGCACAGGUCUAUGAGUGGUUUUCACAUUUCAAACGAGGGGAAAUGUCACUUAAAGACCAACCAAGAUUUUGCUGACCUUCCAAAAUGUGGAUUGACGAAAGUCCACAAUGCAGUUUAUGAAGAUCGUUGUUGGACUAUUGAAGACUUUUCUGAUUUGACUUUUGCGUGUUUGAGAUCUUGCCACCUUCCCUGCUCGCCUGAUCUUUACUCCAUGCGACUUUUUCUUGUUUCUGCAUAUGAAAACAGAACUCAAAGGAAAGUGUUUUUGUACUGUGGAAGUCAAAGCAAAAUCACUGCAGGCAUUGGACAAUGUUCCUCUUCAGCAGUUCCAAAAAUGUUUCCACCAGUGGGAAAACCGUUGGGACAAGUGCAUUCAUUCACAUGUAGAGUAUGUUGAAGGAGACUGAAGUUUCAGUAAGUAAAAUUUAUUAAAACAUUUUUUUUUCAAUUCAAAUUAUUUUUGGGUACCCCCUCAAACUUGGUAGAGUUGAGAUCUGGGGAAUAUGUAGGUCACUUGGGCAAUGAAAAGUCUUUGUCAUGUUCCCAAAAGACUUUGUUGAUGAUACAUGCUUUGUGCAGUUGUGCAUUAUGAUGAUGCAAGUAAAGAAGGGGUGAACUUGGUCAGCAACAAUGUUUAGAUUCACCUUCCCAUUCAGAAGUUCUGUGGGUAUCAGGGAACUUAAUUUGUUCCAGGAAAACUUUCCACACACAGCACCAUCACUCUGACCUGUACUAAUGGAACUUAACAGGAUGACUCCAUAGCCUCCUGUUGUGCAAAAUUCUUAUCCUUCUAUCAGCAUGAUGCAAAAAGAACUUGGAUUUGUCUGAUCAAGUAACAUUUUAACACUCCUCAAUGGCCCAGAUUUAAUUUUUUGUGCCCACUUGAGACGUACAUUCUUGUUAUUUACAAAGAAAAUCAGCACCUGAUUUGAUCUUUUGUAGUCCGUUCAAGACAUAGUCCUGUGACUCUGUGCACACCAGAAUUGAAUUUGCAUCUGUUUGCUUUGUGCGAUUCUCAUGAUUCGCUUUGACUUCUGUGGCCCACACACUAUUUCCUUCUGUAGGACUGCCUAUCACUGGUAUCUUUCUUGUUUUCUGCACCAUUCUUGGUAAAACACUAAAACUGCAGUCUGUGAAAAGCCCAUGAUGACAGACUAUCAUGCCACAUUCAAAGUGACUGAUGCUAUAAAUGCUUGAUUUACACCACACCGCUAUCAUGUGACUUAUUUUGGAAUAAAGAAUUUGUGCGAAGAUGGGAGAGUUAUAAUAAACUGGCAACAUCGUGUAUGUGACUGAUUUUAGGAGUCUCCUUGUCUUAUUACUGCCCUCUACUGUCACCAAAUAAUAUUGUGCGAAUGGAGCUGCAAUAGAAGAGUUGUAGUUCUGCUUCCUUGUGGUCAGUAAUUUACAUUUUCUCAUUUCAGAAUUCCUCAAAUCUCAGUUGCUUUGCUGUGGCUAAAAUAUGUUAACAAAAGCAAGAGCUGCACUUUUCAAUCCGCUUCUGUUUAUUUUUGUGUUGCACUCUUCACUGAGUUAAGCUGAGAGCACUGAAGCAUUUCCUAAUGACUUAAACCAGUUAUUAUGCCCAAGCAUAAAUAUUUUGGGGGGUUUUAGUGAUAAAAUGUGUGACCUUAGAAAAAGUGUUAUUUGGUUUGUUUUAUUUUGAACCCUUACUAGCUGUGCUAUGAACUGCCUAGUCUUGUUUCACGUAGUGAGAAUAUUGACAUUGCCUAUUGGUUCUCUUCUAACUAUCCUAUUAAAAAAGAACAAAGCUUUCCUCUUUUAUUUAAUCUUGUUUACAAAGACUGUAAAAAAUGACAACAUCCACAUCAUCGACAAUAUUUUAUGGACAGGGCAAAAUGGUGUUUUUCUCAUUAGGGAAUGGCUCACUGCUUGAAUCUGGACAAGGCAGUAAUAAUAAUACAAAUGAAACUGAAGUUUGCUCUUAUCUCAUUGUGAUUGAUUGAGAAAUAUGUCUUUAGGUAUUUAAAAGAAUCUAACAUUAUUACCUGUGACUGUGUGAGUGUGCUGUUCUGUAAAUUUAAGAAAUAUUUUAUAGAGUUCAAAAAUGGUUUUAUUUCAA
Molecule: messenger RNA, 5658 nt
Organism: Polypterus senegalus (gray bichir)
Lineage: Eukaryota; Metazoa; Chordata; Cladistia; Polypteriformes; Polypteridae
Gene: tmem269
Product: transmembrane protein 269
Exons: 7
Coding region: 173-898 (241 amino acids)
Biological process (GO): phospholipid biosynthetic process
Cellular component (GO): membrane
Molecular function (GO): phosphotransferase activity, for other substituted phosphate groups
Source: RefSeq, a predicted model, not a curated record